AUAAACUCCACUUUUGGUCUCCUUUUAUCCUCUUUUAGCUUUAGAGGAAUUUUUUACAUCACUUGUGAAGCAAGAAAUGGCAAAUAUGCCUCGUGGGAUAUAUCACUUGGCAUUAAAAGGAGGUGCUCGCUCAGACCAAGGAAAGACUGUAGCAGGAAUCCCCAAUUUUAUAUUGAAAAUGUAUGAAACGAACAAGCAACCAGGAUUGAAACCUGGCCUUGCAGGUGGUAUGUUGUUUUGCUAUGAUGUUUCAAUGUAUCAGAGUAAAGAUGGCAAACCCCUGAAUAGACUGAUGGCCAGUAGAGGGCGAAGUUUCAAGCAGAUAUCACUUGCGCUUGUGCAUGAGGUUCAUAUCCAGCUUUCAGAGUGGCACCGUGCAAUUUUUCUUCCUCAGGCCUGGCUUUUAUAUAUGAAUCGAGCUUACCAUGCCAUUUUACAGGGAAGAAUAGGAGAGUUGGAGUUGCAGUUAAAACAUGGAAAAGAAGGACCUGAGGAGAUACAAUACAAAAAAAGCACAGCCUGGCUCUGGGUCAGAGACAUGUUAACUGAUGAGAUCACCAAGACAGCUGCAAAGGAGAGUCCAGUGGUGAAAGGCAACGCACUGUUAGCCCUAAGCAGCCUUGCUGUUAUCGUAUCCAGACAUGAAACCAGCCUCUCUUCAGACUCUGAUGGGGCCCCGGAGGUUCAACCUAACUUCAUUUCAAUGAAAGAGUGGGUUUUCAUGGUGCUUGAUACUCUCUUGGUCAUUGUGGAUAGCCAUUACCAACCCAGAGGACAACUUUUCUCCUGGUUUUAUUAUAAAUCCUAUUCUGGUGAAAACACAGCUAGUGCCAUUGCCCGUUCUGCUGCCGCCACGGCUUUGUCUCUCCUUGUGCCAGUUUUCAUUAUCUCUUGCAAAGAGAAGGUUGAGGAAAUCCUAAACAUGCUGACUGCCAGGUUACCUGGGAAACCAAGUGCUGAUGAGUCUCAAGCCGUGCAAAUCCACAUGGGCCUUGCUUUGGGGAUGUUUCUCUCUCGUUUGUGUGAGGAGAAACUCAGUGAUAUAUCUGGGCAACAGAUGAACCUUCUUCUGAUGAAGUCUUUGGAUGCCCUGGAAAAUUGCUGCUUUGACAGUAGUCUUGAAUACAACACGGGCUGUAUAUUGGGAGUUGGACUUGUUCUGUCCCUCAUGAGCCACAGCAGCCAAAUGGAGUCCCGAGUUCAUGUGGCAGCAUCGCUUCGGAAGCUGUCUGCAUACCUGGAUGACAGUGGGAGCCAGAGCAGAACGUUUCAGGAGGUACUUGCCUACACCCUUAGCUGUGUAUGUACGUCAGCAUUCAGUGUUGGCAUUAUUGAGGCUGCAGAAGCAGAAGAUAUUAUGAACAAGCUUCAACUGUUAGUAGACAACAACCAGCAGACUUCAGGUUUUGCCCUGGCAUUAGGAAACAUAGUUCAUGGUUUAUCUAUGUGUGGACAUGGAAAAGCUGAAGACUUGGGCAGCAAACUUCUCCCUGCCUGGAUAAGAACUGUUCUAGCAGAGGGCUCUCCCACAAUGCUUUGUCUGGCUGCUCUUCAUGGCAUGGUGGCCUUGGUAGGCUCUGAAGCAGCUGUAAUGCAGUUGAAGUCAGAAGCCCUCCAGAGCUCUCAUUUUCAAGGCAGACUUAAUGAAGUCAUUAGAACCUUAACUCAGGUCAUCAGUGCUUCUGGGGUGAUUGGUCUUCAGUCAAAUGCAAUCUGGCUUCUUGGACAUCUUCAUCUAUCAACUUUGUCCUCAAGUCAAAGUAGAACCUCCGUUCCUACUGACUAUAGCUAUUUGCCUGAAAGCAGUUUUAUUGGAGCAGCCAUUGGCUUCUUUAUUACAGGAGGAAAAAAAGGUCCUGAAUCUGUGCCUCCUUCCCUUCUUAAAGUAGUGAUGAAACCCAUAGCAACUGUUGGAGAAAGCUACCAGUAUCCUCCUGUGAACUGGGCUGCACUCCUCUCUCCACUUAUGAGGCUAAACUUUGGUGAAGAGAUCCAGCAACUAUGCCUUGAAAUUAUGGUGACCCAGGCCCAGUCAUCCCAGAAUGCAGCUGCACUGUUGGGCUUAUGGGUGACACCACCACUGAUUCACAAUCUGAGUCUGAAUAUUAAGAAAUAUCUCUUGAUAUCUGCACCUCUGUGGAUAAAACACAUCUCUGAUGAACAGAUCCUGAGUUUUACUGAAAACUUAAUGGUGGCUGUUUUUAAAACAGUUUCACCACUUGGCAGUCAUGAGUUAUGCCCAAGUGCCUUACAGGGUCUGAGCCAGGCCAUGAAACUGCCCAGCCCUGCCUACUACCUCUGGAGUCUGCUCUGUGAAGCUACUGGGAAAAUUUUUGACCUCCUGCCAAAUAAGAUUCGGAGAAAUGAUCUAGAGUUGUAUAUCAGUAUAGCAAAAUGCCUCUCGGAAAUGACAGAUGAUAACGCCAAUCGGGUUGCCCAGAUUACUAAGAGCAAUGUAGAAAAGACUGCCUUUGUCAAACUGUACUUAGUCUCUCAAGGACGAUUCCCCUUGAUGAACUUGACUGACAUGCUAAGUGUCGCUGUGCAGUACCAUGAGAAAGACGUGCUGGCCUGGAUGAUUCUACACAGCUUAUACCAGGCACGGAUUGUGAGCCAUGCCAACACAGGUGUACUGAAGAGAAUGGAGUGGCUCUUGGAACUGAUGGGCUAUAUCAGAAAUGUGGCUUACCAGUCAACAUCUGUUCAGAAUGUGGCUCUUGAUGAGGCUUUGGCCUUUUUGUUGCUGAUAUUUGCGACUGCAGUGGUUGCAUGGGCAGACCAUGAGGCCCCUCUCCUCCUCGGCCUCAGUGCCAGUUGGUUGCCAUGGCAUCGGGAGAACGACCCGGCUGGGUCAGGAUCCAGCUUCCUUGGCAGGAGUCCAAUGCACAGGGUCACUCUGCAGGAGACGCUCACUCUCCUUCCCAGUAGCAUGCUUCUUCUGCUGCAGAAAGAGCCUUGGAAGGAACAAACCCAGAAGUUCAUUGACUGGCUGUUCAGCAUCAUGGAAAGUCCUAAAGAAGCCCUCUCAGCAAAGUCCAGAGAUCUUUUAAAAGCCACCCUGCUGUCCCUGAGAGUUCUCUCAGAGUUUAAGAAGAAAGCCGUAUGGACCCGAGCAUAUGGUUGGUGAAAAAUUUUGCAGUAACCAGCAGCAUUCUGAAUUGGAUAAGUAAAACCGUAGAAAUGGAAGAAGUUUUUCAGAAUUUGUGUCUGGGACUGCUGAGAAAUGAUGCAGAGAAUUAAGGGUCAUGCGAAUUGGUCACAUCACUGAUACCUUGACACAUUAAUACCCGGACCAGUAGAGACUGAAUCAAGAACUUGAAUUUUCUUUAUUUAGCUGGAGUUCAGUGUGAAGACUUUCUUUGUGAAAACUUGACUGUAUCAUCUUCUCCCCACUAAAUUCUAAUAAAAUAAUCUUGUGGAUUU
This is a messenger RNA of Carlito syrichta (Philippine tarsier), 3423 nucleotides long. RefSeq names its product focadhesin (gene FOCAD). Gene Ontology annotation, biological process: regulation of post-transcriptional gene silencing. NCBI's taxonomy places the organism in Eukaryota, Metazoa, Chordata, Mammalia, Primates, Tarsiidae. The record is from RefSeq and is a predicted model, not a curated record. The transcript has 25 exons. The coding region runs from base 77 to 3127 and encodes 1016 amino acids.